Messenger RNA from Nelumbo nucifera (sacred lotus), 768 nucleotides. RefSeq names its product late embryogenesis abundant protein At1g64065-like. Lineage: Eukaryota; Viridiplantae; Streptophyta; Magnoliopsida; Proteales; Nelumbonaceae. The record is from RefSeq and is a predicted model, not a curated record.
UUAGCUUAUCUCUCUGCGUAGCUCUUCUGAGUUCUAAGUCCUAACAACAUAAAAUGGAUCACGCUCAUCCCUUGACAAGCGCCGUCCGUCACGACCGGAGCGACGAGGAGGCGGGACCCUUGCGGGCAAAGCAGCUCAGCCGGAAGAAAAACAUCAAAUGCUUUGCUUAUAUUGCUGUCUUUGCCGUGUUUCAGACCAUUAUCAUCCUCGUCUUUGCACUGACAGUGCUUAAGAUCAAGGCUCCCAGUGUAAAGCUCAGUAGUGUUUCCGUUGAGAGUAUCAGCUUGCCCAAUGGAGCCUCCUCUCCCUUCAGAAUGACGGUAACAGCUCAAGUCGCGGUGAAGAAUAAGAACUUCGGUCACUUCAAAUUCGACAACAGCACGGCGACUCUCACCUACCGGAGUGUCACCGUCGGGGAGGCAGUGAUCCCCGAGGCCCGGGCUAAGGCACGAAAGACUAGGAGGAUGAAUGUGACGAUGGAGGUGAGCUCGGAAAGUCUGUCAAUUGAUGGUUCAACUUACCUGAACAGUGACAUCAGAACCGGGAAUUUGACGUUGAACAGCUAUGCCAGGCUGAGUGGGAAGGUGCAUUUGAUGAAGAUAAUGAAGAAACGUAAAACUGCAGAAAUGAAUUGCACCAUUACAGUUAAUUUGGAGAAGCAGACUGUCCAGGAGUUGAACUGCCAGUGAUUUAUACAUGAAUUAGAUUACUUUUUAAACAUUUUAUUUGUUAAUUUUGGGGUUUGGUACGUGUUUGUUUGUUACAUGC